AUGGUGCCUGGCCAGCAUUUGGUGAAAGAAAGACAGUAUGCCAUUUUGAGUGUCAAAGAAAAUGAAAGCUGUGAAGAAAUUCGCGCAAGUUAUCAAUCUUCCAUCCUUAGUUAUCAUCUGGAUAAACUGCAGACGAUUCUGAGUUGGGUGGGUUGUUCUGACAGUAGCAAUGCAGAUAAGUUGCUGAAGAUACAAAAAGCUCGGGAGGUCCUCAGUGAUGCCAAGUUUGGAAGCCUUCAUGAUAGUGAGCUGCUGGCUUCAAGACAAAAUAGCAGCAGAAGUCAGCUUAGAGGAGAUGGUUUGAAGAUUCUGGAGAUGUCUUCCAGCUCUCUCAUCAAUGAUGAUGUGGGAAAUAUUUCUUUGUCAAUCCUCGAGUCAGAAGAAAUGGGUUGUUCAAUUUCAAGGGAUGGGAGAGGAAUGAUUGCACCGACAGCAGAUAACUUAGCAGUAUCUGACAGUUCUUCCUUGUGGUUCUUAUUCUCUUAG
Eucalyptus grandis is the source of this 486-nucleotide messenger RNA. RefSeq lists its product as uncharacterized. The transcript has a single exon. Bases 1 to 486 code for a protein of 161 amino acids. The record is from RefSeq and is a predicted model, not a curated record. Lineage: Eukaryota; Viridiplantae; Streptophyta; Magnoliopsida; Myrtales; Myrtaceae.